This is a messenger RNA of Solea senegalensis (Senegalese sole), 2441 nucleotides long. RefSeq names its product sarcoglycan, beta (dystrophin-associated glycoprotein) (gene sgcb). Gene Ontology annotation, biological process: muscle organ development. Gene Ontology annotation, cellular component: sarcoglycan complex; sarcolemma. The coding region runs from base 55 to 990 and encodes 311 amino acids. NCBI's taxonomy places the organism in Eukaryota, Metazoa, Chordata, Actinopteri, Pleuronectiformes, Soleidae. The record is from RefSeq and is a predicted model, not a curated record. The transcript is spliced from 6 exons.
AGUGGUACGGUCCCUGCCUGGUCCUCUGCUGCGAGCAGGAGAGAGGGGAUCAACAUGGCGUCCGAGCAGGAGAGUUCCAAUGGGCCGGUGAAGAAGUCAAUGCGAGAGAAGGCGAUAGAGAGACGCAACAUCAACAAGGAACACAACAGUAACUUUAAAGCUGGCUAUGUACCCAUAGAGGAAGAGCGUCUUCACAAAACAGGGCUGAGAGGACGCAAGGGAAACAUGGCCGUUUGCAUCAUUGUCCUCCUCUUCCUCCUCGCCUUAAUCAAUCUCAUUAUCACACUCGUAAUAUGGACAGUCAUCCGUAUUGGUCCGAAUGGCUGUGACAGUAUGGAGUUUCAUGAGACCGGCCUGCUGCGCUUCAAACAGAAGGCGGACAUGGGCAUCGUUCACCCGCUGCACAAAAGCACCAUAGGAGGUCGGAAGGACCAGGACCUGGUCAUUGUAGGGAACAAUAACCCGGUUGUGUUCCAGCAAGGUACAACUAAACUGAGUGUAGAAAAGGACAAGACAUCGAUCGUCAGCGAUGUUGGCAUAUCCUUCACAGACCCACGCACCCAGAACACGUUCUUCAGCACGGACUUUGACAAUCAUGAGUUCCAUUUACCCAAAGGAGUCAAAGUCCUCAGUGUUAAAAAGGCUUCCACUGAAAGGAUCACCAGCAGUGCAGCAUCUGACCUGAACAUCAAAGGGGACAACAAGGCUAUUAUUCGAGGGAACGAGGGGGUCAACAUCAUGGGCAGGACUGUCGAGUUCAAAGUGGGAGGAGGCAUCGAGCUCAGAGCUGAAAACAGCAUCGUCCUCAAUGGCUCAGUCAUGUUCAAUGCCACACGUAUCCCUAACUCUGCAGGAGAUGUGUAUUUCGAUGAGGGUCUGCAGAGGUACAAGCUCUGCAUGUGUGCAGAUGGGACUCUGUUCCGUGUGCAGGUGAAGUACUCCAAUAUGGGCUGCCAGACAUCGGAUAACCCAUGUAGAAAAUCUUACUAGGGACAUGGACUGGAAUUCUUACAUGACUGAAGAUCACAAAUUUGCAUAAAAAGACAUUCUAUUGGAUAUCCAAUAACAAUACCUCUGUGAUUCUCCUGAUCAAAUUCUCAAUUAUGUAUUUUGAUGCAAAGCUAAACAUUUAUUACAGAUAAUUACCACUUGGCCAAAGAUAUUGACUGACAGACAUACAGUAUUUGUAUUGUUUUGAAAAUGUACCACUUUUAUUUAAGCUUUAUUUUCCAAAGUAUGUGCUCAAAACUAUUAUAAAAAGCAUUAUUCUUUGGUUUGCACUGCCUCGUGGUUGCAAGGUAUAUAUUAGGCUGUAGCCAUAGAUGCUAUUUACUUUUUGCCUUAACAUCCAGUAUUACAAGCACAUACACUAGGUUGGCAAUUUAAUAGACGGCUAAAACUAAUGCAGUCUAAUACAACAGUUCUGUGGUGAGAUGUUAAUUGUUAUUGUUUGUAAUUCUGGAGAAAGUUUGUGUUUGUGGUGCUGCUGAAGUGUACUGCCUUCACACAGUAGUAGUCCGAGUCUAUCCUUGUUCAUAUAAAGGAGAUGACCCCGAAAACAAACAGUUGUCCAUACAACCGAAUGUAAUUGAACUCUGAAGUAACUUUAACAUCUCAGUCCCGUACAAUUCAACAAAAAAAUGACUGACAGUUCCCUAAAACUGGGCAUUAUAACUGUCAUUCUUUGACUGCUGUAUUAAACUUCAUUUAUUUUUGCUCAGUGUGGGUAAUAAACUACUAACUGAGGGUACAACUCUCGUCCAACGGUUGUAUGUGAUCUCCUGGCAGCUGUGUCUGAUAUUUUCCUUUAUUAUUUUUCAGCGACAUGCAAUAGAGUUUCUGAGUCCAGUAUAUUGUUUGAAAAUGCAAUGCACAGAAUAAUGGAUGAACUGUGUCCCAAACAUUUUAAGCCAUCCAGGAAUGCUAUAAGAGAACAGGCCUCUUUCUGCAUACUGUAUCUCAACAUGUCUAUCAUGCACUUGCCAAUGGACUUACAAGGGAUGAUUCAUGAGUCAGUAUAUAUGUAUGAUGUUCUAAUUUUAUUGCCGAGGCUUUUUACAUUAAAAAAAAACAAUGAAAAACAGAUUUGGAGUGUUUGCACUAAGUUAAAUGACAGAUUAAUGCAUUUCUCUUGAAAUGUUCAUGAAUAUGAGUGACUUGUUUGAAGUGUAUAGCGAGUGCUUUAAAAUUGUGUGCCAUAUUAUACGAUAAAAGAUUUCUUGAAAGGAUUUUAUUUUGCUUUGAAUUAUCUCGUCUGUUUUAUAGCAGUAUUGAAUUGGAGAACAUUUGUUAUUAAUGUCAUGAAGUACUUGUUCUCAGAGGAUUUCAGUCCUGCUGUAAAAUAUUUGAUUGUUUUAAUGGAAAAAAAAAGAGAAAAAAAACUUGAAAACAACAUUUAUUUGCUAUGUUUGUUUCAAUAAAGAAACGUGUUGGUAUGUGAA